Molecule: messenger RNA, 2797 nt
Organism: Ictalurus furcatus (blue catfish)
Lineage: Eukaryota; Metazoa; Chordata; Actinopteri; Siluriformes; Ictaluridae
Gene: cbx1a
Product: chromobox homolog 1a (HP1 beta homolog Drosophila)
Exons: 6
Coding region: 240-902 (220 amino acids)
Biological process (GO): negative regulation of transcription by RNA polymerase II; chromatin organization
Cellular component (GO): pericentric heterochromatin; nucleus
Molecular function (GO): chromatin binding
Source: RefSeq, a predicted model, not a curated record
UCGGAAUUGGCGGGUCGCAAAAUCUUUUGUCUGGCCGAGUAACGAGUCUAUUUCUGCAAAACCUUUUCUUAAAAGCAUUUCAAACGUCCUGCGGUGCAUUCUUAAAAAAUAAAAAUAAAUAAAAAUCUCAUAAAUUAGCACUCAUUUGGGGGUGUUGUUGCGCCGUUAUUUUAUUCAUCCAAAGCUCUUUUGACGUUGACAAGGAACCAGAAGGUUCCGCAGACUCUUCCCCGACGAGUAUGAGCCAGCCAACAGACAACACUAGUGAUGCUGCCGCUGUCACCCCAGAACCUGCACCGGCAACUGCCAAACUGGCAUCCACCGGAGGAAAGAAGCAGACCAAGAAGAAGGUGGAGGAGGUGGUAGAAGAGGAAGAGGAAGAAUAUGUGGUGGAGAAAGUUCUGGAUCGACGGGUGGUGAAGGGUCGAGUCGAGUACCUGCUCAAAUGGAAGGGCUUCACAGAUGAUGCUUCUAAUGUCCCAAUUAGUGAGGACAACACAUGGGAGCCUGAAGAUAAUCUUGACUGCCCAGACCUAAUAGCAGAGUUCCUGCAGUCACAGAAGAAGGCUGGAGAUGAGAAAAAAGAUGUGGGUGGCAAGAGGAAAGUGGGAGAGUCCGAUAAUGAGACUGGCAGUGAAGACAGGCCUAAGAAGAGGAAAGACGAGGAGAAGCCACGGGGUUUUGCUCGGGGAUUGGAUCCUGAACGCAUUAUUGGAGCCACAGAUUCCAGCGGAGAGCUGAUGUUCCUCAUGAAGUGGAAAAAUUCAGAUGAGGCAGACCUUGUGCCAGCAAAGGAAGCAAACGUGAAGUGCCCACAAGUAGUUAUUUCAUUCUAUGAGGAACGGCUAACGUGGCACUCCUACCCCAAUGAGGAAGAGGAGAAGAAGGAUGACAAAAGCUAAACAUUAGGCAGAAAUGAGCAACAUGGUGGUUAUUGACAGAGUGGCAGUUGGUUUGCUUUUUUUUUUUUUUUUUUAAACUUUUUAACUUUUUGCCAUUAAUCUUGGACACUUGGAUAUUGUGUAGAACACACAUACAGUGGUGGGGUUUUCUGGAGUUUAAAUAUUAAAGAGUCUGUAUAGCAACUGCAGAAACAAUUCUCCAUUUGAUCCAUCUCCUUUUUUUUGUUGGAUUAUGGGAAAGGUAGUCUACUAAGCUGCAAGAUGGUCCUAAGUCAGUGUUUGUCUCAAAUGGUUUUAUGUGAGUACACUUUUGCAGCUGUGAUGUAUUGUGAUUAUGUGAAGCAUAGACACCAGUAUUUUUAAAGCAACAAUAAACAAAAAAUUCAGUAAUAUUCUUCCUUUUUAAAUUUCAUUUUAAUAUUUAGAUUCACAGACUUUUCUAUACAACACUUUUCUCUGUCCAGCUCCUCACAUAGCCCUGGCUUAUCAUUUCCCCCAUUAUAUUAUCAAAAGUCUCUGGAGGACUUUGAUUUAACAUUGAACACCUUUUACUGUAUUUUUAACAUGGAUGGCCAGUAUUUGUUGGUACUUAUAGUUUUUCUUUUUUGGUUUAGUUUUUUAAAUAUCUGUUCAGGCGCUGUUUAAUACUGAUUGUCAAAUGCUCAGAUUUAGUCUUAAUAUUACAGCAAGUUUAUGAUCUUAUUUCCUGCAUUCAGCAAUAUAACAGCUGCUCCAUGAGAUUGGUGUGCUUAUGGUUGUUCUUGCUACUGUAAGUGCAACAAGAAGAAUUGAACAGUAUCAAACAGAUGUAGCCAAGUCAUUCAGAGAAUGUAAAUACCACAUAAUGUUUAACCAAAGCCUAAUACCUUGUAAGGUUAAAAAGAACAGAUUUUCAGGUCUGUUGCCUUUCACUUUCCUCUUCUCAGUCAGCAGUGUUUAGCUGCUGUAGCGUUUAUUCCCCCUCUUCUUUUAAACACCAUUAUUAAAUGAAGGCAUGUUGCUUCAUACCAUAGUGUGUAAAUGGAUAAUACUGUGCAUGGCUGCAGCAUUAUUUAACAAUAUGGGAACUGGAAUUCAUGUUUUAAAAAUUUGCUCUGGGUGGGAAGUGGGGUUAUUGGGAGAUAGUAAACAUUCUCAUUUCUCUGGGUGUGCUUUUCAAUUCCUGCAUGUGCUGUACUCUGGGAAUUGUAUUAACUGAAUGAAACAUGUUUAGAAGGCUGUUUGGUAGCUCAGGAUGCAAUGGAAUUUAAUUAUGUUUAAAUCAAUACAUGACAACAUUGAAACUACCUUGACUUCUACAACCUCUCGCUUAGCUUUGGAAGCUACUUUUCCUAUAAUCUAAUCAUGUGGCUUUUUUGUUUAGUGGUUAGAGAUUUUGCACCUGGCCAUUUUACAUUUAAAUAGAUGGAUGCAGUGGGAUGGCUUAAUAUCUGUAUAAAAAUGCUGAGAGAAAGCAGGUGAUCAAGUUGUCCACUGUAAUGGAACAUGUACUAUGCUUGUUAAAACAGAACCAUACUGAUUUAACUGCAUGAUUAUCCAAGGCUCGUGUGGAUCAGACUAGUGGUGACACAUGUAGCUUCUGAAAAACUGGUGUUUAUCUUAAAUAAAUAAAAAUUGGUUCCAGUGUUCAGGGGAAACAAGAGUCAGAAUAGCAUCCCACUAGUUAAAAAUGCCACAUGGUCUCAGUCAGUUAGUGACUAGAGUGCACAUUCAAUAUUAGUGUUAUGAGUUGUUGUUUUUUCUUUACUUUUUAAAACGUUCCCGUUCAGUGUCCUUUCAUUCACUGUUAUUGUAAAUUCCUCUGUAUUUUCCCCCUUUUAGAUGUUUAUUACAUGUCAACAUACUUGCCAUCUUUUGGUUUCUUUUCCUUUUUAAAUAAAUCCUUUUUAUUAAGA